AUGGAGAAUCUGAUGUCUAUGUUUGGGGCGGAGAAUCUGGAUCCGGCCAGCAUUAACGCGCAGCAGGUGAUCAUCCGCGAAAUCUUCAGGUCUGCGGAGGGGGAAAGAGCCCUCACACUCGGCCACGUGCUGAAGGUCUACGACACCACGAUUGCCAAGCACGGAAUCUGCGCCACGGACCUCGCCGGGAUUCAGAUCUACCGGGCUUUGCUGCAGUGGGGCAGAAAGGAUACAGGGAAGCCUCAAGCGAAUGCACGCACGCCGCUGGAACCCAUCUUGCCGGAUGCGGUUUGUGGGAGAAGCAACAGCUUGCCAGUGCAAGCUCACAAGGCGAGACCGACGAGCGACGCCGUCACACUGCAGGCGGACAUCCCCCCCGUCCAGUCAACGACAGGUCUCCAGCAACCUCCGCCGCUCGUCUCGGUCCCGGUGGUCCCCGCUCAGAGCUCCCCGACUCCGCAGAGGACUCGGAAGCCUUCGCACGUUGGAGGGGAGGAGUUUGAGCCCGUGGUGGGCGAAGCGAAAGCCACCCCGGAAGAACCUCUGACGGCGGUGGCAUCUACCCCAGCCCAGCGAGCUCUUGGCGGCGAAAGUACAGCUGCAAAUCUCAAGAACGCCCCAGCGAUCGGAAAUGAUCCAGGUCCGGACUUGGUCGACCUGCUUCCCACAGCCUCUGCACUGGUCUCCACUUCGACGCUUCCCUUCCGAUCCACGGAGGAAGCCAGCACGUCGCAGCCGAGGCCCCAAGCCGGUUUGGGCGACGAUGCCAUGGCCAUUCUGGCGGAUGCUUUUGGGUACCGGAAGAGCCUCGCGCGAGCGGUUGGUGCUUGGCAGAGUGCUCUGCAAGACGAGAGAGAGCUCGUGCUGGAGCUUCGACGAAAGCAGGCGCUGGGAUACUGGUUCCGCCGGACCAGGUCCGACCUGGCCGAGAGGGCCGCGGACCUUGAGAGCAGGUCCUCGCAGCGUCGACGAACCCUGAAGCUUGGCGUGGCGAGAUGGCAGCUUUGCCUCAUGGCGAGAAGGAGCUUCCGCCAUACCUUCGCCCGGUUGCAGGGGCUCCAGGGCCGACGCUGCCUGCACUUGGCUUACGGCAGCUGGCUGCUGGCCGUGAACUCCGCCAAAGAGCGCCUGGCGCAUGCGACGCGGCUCACGCGCUGCCGAGUGCUACAGGGCUGCUGGACAGCGCUGCGGGCAUACUCGCAGCAGCGACAGCUCAUGGCCUUGUACCGGAGCUGGGCAGACGUGCACUGGCUCCGCUCUCGGAUGACUGCGGCCUGGCAGGCGUGGCUUCGGUGGUUCCGGAAGCGUGGGAAGGUGGUGGCCAUGCGCAGUGAGCCGCAGCUGCUGGCGGCCUGGUGCUGGCUUCGGGUGCAUGCGGGAGCCGAGCCCCACAGGCAGCGGCUGCCACCGGGCUCAGGUCACUCGCAACAACGCACAUGGUGGUGGGCCCCAGCAGUUGACCUUCUUUUCGGUCCAGCACCCUUCGAAAUCCAUCCACACCACAUGCAGGCUGUACAGCUCACCGUGCUGCGCGGAUUUGUCAGUGCGCUGUUGAAGAAGAUGUUCUCGUGUUGGCAGAUGCAGGCCCAGGUGACCAGCAGCUUCCUCCAAAAAGUCCGCCGGAGCACGUUCGCGACCUGCCUCCCGGCCUGGAAGGUCCAAGCCGAAGAACUCCGGCGAACCCGCGCAUGCCAGCAAGAAGUGGCUUCACUGAGAGCGGGCCGGAGCCGAGCGAGUGCCUUGAGGACCUGGAGCCGAAGGUGCCGACGCCGAAUCGAGCAUCGACACCGGGCCCAAGAUUUCGCUGCGGACUGUUGGCAUCGAAGCUGCAGGAGGGCCUUCUUGGCGUGGCGCAGAGCUUGGGACUGGGAGGCUGCAGUGCUCAAAGCACAGUCUCUUGCCGGAGGGCGCCUUCUUUGUGCGGCGAUGAAGGCUUGGGUCGGACUGUGGCACCAUGAGCGACAGGAAGCGAUCCGCUUGCGGCUCUCGGGGCUCUUCCUGCGAAAGUGCAGCCUGAAACGCGGGCUGUGGAAGCUCCACGUCCACGUCGGCAUUCAGACCCGGCGCCGGGCCUUGCUGCAGGCGGAGGCUCAGCUUCGGGAGGCGGUCCUCCGGAAACGCUGGCGCCGGCUCGAGGCUUGCUGGGGUGCUUGGAGAAGACAUGCCGAGCAUUGCCGGCUCAUGAAAUUGUAUCGUAGCUGGGCGGACGUCCACUGGCUCCGCUCUCGGCUGACUGCGGCAUGGCAGGCCUGGCUCCAGUGGUUCCGCAAACGCGGGAAGGUGGUGGCCAUGCGCAGCGCCCCGCAGCUGCUGGCGGCCUGGCGUUGGCUCCGAGUCCACGCAGCCUGCUUUGCCCAUGGGCAGUUCAUGCGCAGGCCGCAACCUCCCAUUGAUGCGGCGGUUGCACCAUGGCAGCCCGUGGCCGCCGAGCUGCUCUUCGGCCCGGCCCCCUUCGACGUCCACCCGCACCACAUGCAGGCUAUGCGGCCUGGACUCCUGGAGCUCUUCGCAAGCGCUCUGCGGAAGGAGAUGAUGGAAGUCUGGAAAUCCGAGGUUUAUCGGAGCCGGAGCAGACUGCAGAGAAGAAAGUCCUGCAUGUCUCGGAGAUGGCUCUGGGCUUGGAAGGCGGCCGCAGAGAAGUGCAGGCGCUUGCACAGCAUCAAGACUGCAGUCCUCAGCUUUCGCUGCCGGCGUGCCCGCCGGCGGCUGCUGCAUCAUUGGAGCCGAAGGACCACCCAGCGAGCGGAGUAUCGCGAGAGAGCUCAACACUUGGUGUCGGCAUGCUUGCAUCGCACUUGCCGGAGGGCCUUGGAUGCAUGGUUGAGGGCGCGGAGAUGGCAG
Molecule: messenger RNA, 2841 nt
Organism: Symbiodinium necroappetens
Lineage: Eukaryota; Dinophyceae; Suessiales; Symbiodiniaceae
Source: the annotation of a GenBank genome assembly